AAAACAUCCACCACCAGCUCCAAUAUGAAGCGCAUAGCUCAAUUACCUCUCGCAGAAGGCACGAAUGCCUUCCGCAACUGCUCGAGAGCCCGGAUAUCCUCACCAUUUACGCAGCGAUGUCUACACAAUUCGCCACCGAACCCAGCAACAGUGGCUCCCAUCACAGCUUCCGGCCCACCGCCAACAGCACCUGUACCAAGCGCUGAACAUGUGGACUCGCGAGUUGCAAGACGGAGGAAACAGGCGGACCUGCUGAAAAGAGGACAGGAUAUGAGGGCUAUUGCUGGGGGCGCUGGUGGUGGAUCGGCGAAGCACAAGAGAUUUUGGAAGGAUGUGCAUGUGAAGCAUACGGAUGAAGGCCUCCAGGUCCACUUGGACAAACGCCCCCUCCGCCGCCCAUCAAAAGCCAUCCUCACAGUCCCCCACCACAAACCACACCUCGCAUCCGCCAUCGCCCUAGAAUGGGAUCUCUUGGUGUCCGCCCAACAAGCACUCAAACACCACCUUAUUCCCAUGACCUCCCUCGUCUCCCGCGCCCUCGACAUCGCAGAUGAAGAUGAAGCAGGAAAGGGGGACAUCAGGGCCAAUAUAGUGAAGACUGUGAUGCGGUAUCUAGAUACCGAUUCAUUGCUAUGCUGGGCGCCGGAAGCAAAGCCCGAUCCGCCGGGAUACGAUGUCCACGUCAAGAGAACGGAGAGUCUGAGGAGUAUUCAGAGGAGGACCGCGCAGCCGAUUAUUCAGUACUUGACGGAGAAGGUGUGGCCUGGCGUCGAGAUCGUACCGGUGCUGGAUUCAGAGAGCAUUGUACCGAGGAGUCAGCCGCAGAUGACGAGGGAUGUUAUUCAGGGGUGGGUUAGCGGACUUCCUGCUUUUGAGCUUGCCGGGUUAGAGAGAGGAGUUUUGGCGGGGAAAGGACUACUCGGUGCAGCUAGGCUGCUGGUUGAGUGGAGCACGGAGUUGGCGCAUUUGAGGGACGAGGAGGCGGGCAAAAAGUUUGGGGUUGAGGAAGCGGCGAGAGCGGCGAGCCUGGAGGUCGAUUGGCAGACGGGAAUGUGGGGGGAGGUGGAGGAUACGCAUGAUGUUGAUAAGGAGGAUGUGAGGAGGCAGUUUGGGAGUGUGGUCUUGCUCGUCUCGGGCGAGGCCGUGUAAGUUGUGUGUUUGACGAUUGUACAAGUUGUACAGUAUAUUUAGAUGUUUAUAUAUUAUCAUAUCACACUCCUCUCCUCAAAUCGAGGACCUGCUGAGCCGGGGGGGCCGGCGGCAAGCGCUUUCUGGUGGCAAGUUGCCUGUGUAUCUGUGGAGUCUUUCAUGGCAAUGACAAAAGUUCAAGGUG
Molecule: messenger RNA, 1333 nt
Organism: Hyaloscypha bicolor E
Lineage: Eukaryota; Fungi; Ascomycota; Leotiomycetes; Helotiales; Hyaloscyphaceae
Product: ATP12-domain-containing protein
Exons: 2
Coding region: 25-1149 (374 amino acids)
Biological process (GO): mitochondrial proton-transporting ATP synthase complex assembly
Cellular component (GO): mitochondrion
Source: RefSeq, a predicted model, not a curated record